Messenger RNA from Zingiber officinale, 1237 nucleotides. Its product is annotated as transcription factor JUNGBRUNNEN 1-like. Gene Ontology annotation, biological process: regulation of DNA-templated transcription. NCBI's taxonomy places the organism in Eukaryota, Viridiplantae, Streptophyta, Magnoliopsida, Zingiberales, Zingiberaceae. The record is from RefSeq and is a predicted model, not a curated record. The transcript has 3 exons. Gene Ontology annotation, molecular function: DNA binding. The coding region runs from base 1 to 951 and encodes 316 amino acids.
AUGGAGGACAAGAAGAUGAUCAUGGAGAAGAAGGCGGCGCAAGUGGUGGUGGCGGCGGCGUUAGAGGAAGAGGAGGAGGAGGUGUUCCUUCCCGGGUUCCGGUUCCACCCCACCGACGAGGAACUGCUCAGCUUCUACCUCAGGCGGAAGGUGCGGAGGAAAGCCUUCUCCAUCGACCUCAUCAGGGAGAUCGACAUCUACAAGCACGAUCCUUGGGAUCUUCCAAAGGUCGGUGGCGGCGGAGUAGAGAAGGAAUGGUACUUCUUUUGCCUGCGAGGGAGGAAGUACAGGAACAGCAUCCGGCCGAAUCGCGUCACCGGCUCAGGCUUUUGGAAGGCCACCGGCAUCGACCGCUCCAUCUACGGCGGCUCUGGCGGCGGCGACGCCUGCAUCGGCCUCAAGAAGUCACUGGUUUACUACAGAGGGAGCGCCGGAAAAGGCACCAAGACGGACUGGAUGAUGCACGAGUUCCGUCUCCCUCCUCUUUCCGACAACAACAACAACAAUGAAAAGCAGAGCACUCUGCAAGAUCAUCAAGCGGAAAUUUGGACGAUAUGUCGAAUUUUCAAGAGGGCGAGUUCCUGCAAGAAGAGCAAAUCUCCGGUGAAGUUCAGCGAGAAAACCGACGACCUUGCUGCUCCGAGCGACUCGAGCUCUAAGGCGAGUAGCUUCGAGUCCGAUCAGGCGGCCGCCUCCUCCCCUUGUCCGCAUGAAGAAGGCAAAUCCGCCAGAAGCAAUAAUAAUAACAAUUAUUAUAAUUGUUAUUACGAGGAAAAUAAGAGUGAUAAUUUUUAUGAAAUUAAUAAUGGAGGGCAAUAUCUAUGGAACAAUUAUUCGUUCGAGCAACUGGCUCCGGAGCCGGCGCCGGAGACGACAGGCUUCGAGGUGAACGACUGGUUCAACGACGGCAACUGGGAUGAGAUCGAGCGGAUGGUGGAGGCGUGGAGCUGAUGAACGACCAAAGCGUCGGCUAUCAGUAUCAAUACUGAUAACUUUAUUUUUGAUUAAAAAAUAUUUCUAUGUUAUUAAACUAUAUAUAUACACACGCGACGAUUAUACCCUACACACGCAAUGUGUGUGGGUUACAUGUGUGGGCGUCUGUCAUGCGGAGAGGCACUUCCGAUGAGGUGCCUCCGUGCAUGUGAGGGGCAAGCACGCGCGUCGCGAACAGACGUUGUAUUGGCUAUAUAUCAACAGCGUGUAUAUGUAUAUUUUAAAGGAAGGAGAAAGAGACAGA